UUAAGCGAGCGAAGCCGAGAGAUAGAAGUGAUGAGAGAAAGUUAAUGAAUUAGAGAUAAAAAAAGAAGUUGCGAGAGAGAGAGAGAGAUUAAGGCAAUAUACAUACGCGUGUGUAUAUAUAGAACUUUUAUUUUUCCUUUUGUUAUUGAUAUAUUUUUAAUUAGUAAUUACUGCUGCUGCUUCGACUACUACUGCUACUUCAACACCACCUACACAUAAAUUUGAACGGAAGUGAGCAGAGAGAAAGGUUGGAGGUUUUUUGUGGCGGAUUUUGUUGGUUUUUGUCCGAAGCCGAGAGAAAAAAUGUCUUUGGAUGCGGUCCCGAAAGAUAUGAGGAACCUGCGGGCUUGCCUGCUCUGUUCCUUAGUUAAGACCUUUGACCAGUUUGAGUAUGAAGGCUGUGACAAUUGUGAUGACCAUUUACACAUGAAGAACAACCGAGAUGCAGUCUAUGUCUGCACCAGUUCCAACUUUGAUGGGUUAAUAUCAAUGAUGGGACCUGAAGACAGUUGGGUGGCAAAAUGGCAGAGAAUUAGUAAGUAUCUCUCUCUUUCUAGUAAUGGUGACAACUGUCAACUCAGUUAGCCCCCCCCCCUCUCCCGCCCCCAUUAUACCACUGGUAUACUCUUAAUCCUACUAAGCAUUGUACUCCUCAUUCAGCAAUGUCUAAGAGUUUCUACAUGCUCAUCUGACCAGCUAGAAAUACCAGCCAAUCCAUUGCUAGAUUUAGUGUGUUUGGUCAUGGCUGGGUUCCCUUUGAUCUUAGCUCUGCUGGAUUAGGGCUAAACUGGUAAUAAACAACAUCCAGGGUAUUUUGUAUCACAUUAUCCAGAGCUACUUUACGUUUUGAGGAACAUUUUGUUGCUUUUAGUCCCCAUAACUUACCUGUUCUUCUACCAACUCCAGCCAUAGACCCCUGCCUCUGUAGACAUUGGGGCCUGAUGCAAUCCUGACUCUUUGGCUCCUGUCAAACCAUCCGACGACCUCUUUGAUCAGCAGGGAAGGUGGACAUUAAAUGAUGAUGAUUGUAUGGGAGGGGAGAUGCAUAACGAGAUAUUUUAAGUAACAAAACUUUAUUAUGAAGCAAAGAUGGUGUGAAUGGAAUGAGAGAGAGAGAGAGAGAGAGAGAGAGACUGCUUACAACAGGAAAUGGUUUGGAAAUGUAGCAAGUCUUCAACAAAUACUUUAAUUAAAUAUGCUUUUUUCACACAACAAUCGUUGGUUGUUGGGUCUCAGAUCUCAGCGGGAAAAACUUGUCAGCUGCAAAGAGAGAAAAAUGGUUAUUUUGAAGAAAAGUUGUGGUUUUGUGAUAAAUAAUAAUAAUAAUAAUCCAUCAAGGUGGAGGUCAGUUGGUGUCUUGUGGUUGUUUUAAUUAAGUGGAGGAGGGGAUUAAAUGGGCUGCUAUCAUCUUUUCUGAGGUUCCUUUGUUAAGGUAUAAAAGUCCCCUCAGUUUGCUUGACUGGCAAUAGGUUCCAGUUUGAUAGUUGUUGGAAAUAAUCAACAUGAACCCCUAUGACCAGUUUUGGGGAAUCAAUCAAGGGACCACAAUCCAAUUUACUAGGGGCAGGUGUAAUUGUACUCUAGUCAGGAUAAGGUCAACCCUGGGCUAGCUGACCCUUGGGCAAAAGUAUUUCAACCAUGCCCAUCCUUAUUUGCAGGGCUUAAUUUUUGAAGAGAAUAGACUGAUCUGAGGGACAUUUCACUGGUAUUUCUUACGGACUCUCAAUGUUGACUCAAUAGCUAUAAACUCAUAUGGAACCAGUGAAUGGGAGAAAGACCCCGCCACUGCCUCAAUAUUUCUGUACAAAGAGGGGUAAAAAAAAAACGAAAUAAAGGAGUAUUAAACUCCCCCCCCCCCAUAUACCUCAGUGUAUUGUUGUUGUUGUUGUUCACUAACCUCAAGCGAAAGGUUGGUUUCAUUAGGGUUUGAAGUUUCGGUGGUGGUUCAGCUGCCACUCGUCUCUGUUAUAUAAAGUAGGAGGCGUGUUUGGCCUCCUAAAAAAUAGCAGCCCUCAAACUUAACCCUAGUGUCUUAAAGAAGGGUACAUUAGGCCAUGCUUGAUAUACAAAACAGAAGGGAUAGUCGUGGCUGGAAUCAGAGUUGGGACUGGCUUAGGAUUUACUGAGUCUUGGACCCACUUGUUGACAUCAGUAUAAUUGUGAUGGUGGGGGGGGGGCAGAGUUUGGAGGACGUAAAUGACGGGGGGGGGGUGUAUGACCCUAGGUCAAGUGUUUACUGUGUCUGGAAAAGGCAUAAAUAUUACAGCUCUCAACCCCUAAUAACUGCUAUUUAGCUCACUGCUGACAUUUAAAUAAAUUUAUUACAAUCUCAUACCAGUAAUAUACUAUGGUCAAAUCCAUGAUUCCCAAUGUGGGGCACGGUAAUAUUUUGGUGAGGCACGCAUAGGGUUACGCUGAAUUUUUAUACCUUUUGUACACUAAUAGAGGAAGGGGGUAAUUCAAAAAUGAGUUUAAAAAAAAAAUUCUUCACAUCCCUUCUAUGAAAUUUUUUCACUUUUGACACUUUAGAGACAUCAGGUCAUUUCACAAGAUCUGAUGUCUCUAAAGUGUCAAAAAU
Messenger RNA from Octopus sinensis (East Asian common octopus), 2578 nucleotides. RefSeq names its product transcription elongation factor SPT4. Bases 304 to 585 code for a protein of 93 amino acids. Gene Ontology annotation, biological process: positive regulation of DNA-templated transcription, elongation; regulation of transcription elongation by RNA polymerase II; mRNA processing. Gene Ontology annotation, cellular component: nucleus; DSIF complex. Gene Ontology annotation, molecular function: RNA polymerase II complex binding; zinc ion binding. The transcript is spliced from 5 exons. The record is from RefSeq and is a predicted model, not a curated record. NCBI's taxonomy places the organism in Eukaryota, Metazoa, Mollusca, Cephalopoda, Octopoda, Octopodidae.